Messenger RNA from Aspergillus pseudotamarii, 1461 nucleotides. Its product is annotated as KRR1 small subunit processome component. Gene Ontology annotation, cellular component: small-subunit processome; nucleolus. The transcript has 3 exons. Bases 328 to 1410 code for a protein of 360 amino acids. Lineage: Eukaryota; Fungi; Ascomycota; Eurotiomycetes; Eurotiales; Aspergillaceae. Gene Ontology annotation, molecular function: RNA binding. The record is from RefSeq and is a predicted model, not a curated record.
CUUCAUUUCUUCCGCCUGAUUUAACUUAUCACAAAUUGUGGAAUGGGACCCGCCGAUAAACCAAGGGUCGACCAACCAGACAACCCAAUUGCAGGAGGAGCACCUUUGAGGCUCAUCCGCAUAGGCGCCCGAACCAUUCAAUCGGGCGCUUGUGCGCCUACGGCGCAUAUUUACCUACGUACGUUCCGCCUUAGUCGCUCGGCGCGCUAAAUGCCAAAUAUGGUAAGUCUCCGCGCGGAUCAGAAAAAAGUUGGCCGCCAAUUCAGAUCCGUCGAAGAAUAAUCCUGUACCACCUGCCAAAAAGACUGCGCAACCCAAUCUCCCAAAAUGCCGUCCACAUACAAGAGGGAUAAGCCGUGGGAUACGGACGAUAUCGAUAAAUGGAAGAUCGAGCCAUUCAAAGCCGAUGAUAAUGCCGCCGGUAGUUUCGCCGAGGAAUCCUCUUUCGCUACGCUCUUUCCCAAAUAUCGUGAAGUAUAUCUGAAGGAAGCAUGGCCGGUUGUAACAAGGGCUCUGGAAAAGCAGGGAAUCGCCUGUACUCUAGAUUUGGUGGAGGGUAGCAUGACUGUGAAGACCACCCGGAAGACUUUUGACCCAGCUGCAAUCCUUAAGGCCCGUGAUCUUAUCAAGCUUCUUGCCAGAAGUGUGCCUGUGCAACAGGCUUUGAAAAUCCUCGAGGAUGGCGUCGCAUGUGAUAUCAUCAAAAUCCGAAGCCAAGUCCGCAAUAAAGAGCGUUUCGUAAAGCGUCGCCAACGUAUCCUAGGACCCAACGGUUCGACUCUCAAAGCUCUCGAGCUCUUAACCGAGACAUAUAUCCUGGUGCAAGGAAACACCGUCUCCGCAAUGGGUCCUUUUAAGGGACUGAAAGAGGUGCGCAAGGUGGUGAACGACUGCAUGGCCAACAUCCAUCCCAUCUACCAUAUCAAGGAGCUCAUGAUCAAGCGUGAAUUGGCCAAGGACCCCACUUUGGCCCACGAGUCCUGGGACCGAUUCCUGCCAAACUUCAAGAAGCGCACCCUCUCAAAGCGUCGCAUGCCAUUCAAGGUCACCGACAAGUCCAAGAAGGUGUAUACUCCUUUCCCACCGGCCCCGGAGAAGAGCAAGGUGGACUUGCAGAUCGAGUCGGGCGAGUACUUCUUGUCCAAGGAAGCCAAGGACCGUGCACAGAAGGAAGAACUUAUGGAGAAGCAGCGCGUGAAGCGCGAGGAAAAGAUGAAGGAGCGGGCCAAGGCAUUCGUGCCGCCCGAGGAACUGGAGAGUGCCAAAAAGGAAAAGAAAGAGAAGAAAGAGAAGAAGAAGCGGAAGCGCGACUCGGAAGCAGAGGCAGACGUCGAUGGUUCCGAAAAGAAGGAGAAGAAGAAGAAGAAGAGCAAGUCGAAGGAGAGCGCCUCAUCGGAUGGGGAAUCUUAAAUUUGUUGCUGAUAUAUAUGUUCCCCUUAUGCUACUCUUUUUUCCUUCAUG